GUUCACAGCUGACUGAGUGAAAUAAAUCGCGUUAUGCUACGUGCUCGUCUUGCUGGAUAUUCUCAUGGUGCAUCUUCGUAUCCUCGCACCUCUUCGUUCUCCCUCGUCCUUCUACUUCGCGUUAAUAGCAGCGCAUUUUGCUCGAUUAACGACGCGCUCCUCCUUCAGCGCGUUUUUUUACGAGACGCUCGUGAUCUCGUAGAAUUAAGGGUACGAGUGCAUCUUAAUUAGGAUGUUGUGGAGUUAUACAUCGGAGUUUCUAAUACGCGAACCGGAAAAGAGAGGCGUCUGGGUGAAACGGCCUGGUGAACGAAUCCAAUCGAGAGUGACAGAAUCGUUGAACGAUCGGAUCUGCACGCUCCGUGGAGCAGGGUCGUUCCAACGUUUUUCACCCUACCUCGCCUUUCAGAUGGUUGGAAAAUAUAAAUUAGGCCACACAGCCCGUACCACCGGCCAGUUUGACGAAAGGCCUCGAUCGAAGAUGAUUAGAAAUCACUUCGGUGGCUCACACUGUUAUAAAGUAAGAAACAAUUCAGAGAAAUGAAGCAACCACGAGAAACUGAUAAUUUUUUCAUCAUUUUUGUUCUGGUCGCCAUCAUUCAAACGGUGUCAUCAAAUCAGAAUCUUCAUGCUACAUUUACUACAACAAUCGAUAUCGAUUCCACCAAUGAUGGAGAUAAAGUUACCAAACUCGCUUGGUUGCAGCCUUUAAAUACCACGACAUCAAUUGAUCAAGAUUCCACAACUUAUUUGCCAGACUCAACGAGUGUACAAGUGAAAGAAAUACUUGAUUCUUCGGAAACAAAUGUUCUGAGUCGAUACGCACGGCCACCUUAUCAAUAUACCGAAUACACCAAGGAAGAUGAUGAUCCUGAAGAGCCUCCUGAAGACCACGCAAUACCAUACUCAGAACAUGAGGAAGCCAAAAACGUGCCUACAAAACCAAGAUAUGUCGGUCCUGGAAUUUGGGCAAAACCGCCACCUGAGAAAAAUAUUCCCUUGGACUUCGUACCGACGAAGUUGCACGCUCAAGUUCGAGGAGUUCACACUGUGAAGAGAUUGCCACAGCAUGAGGCGUACGAGAGUGCGGAGACGGACGAGGAGAGACGCAAUGCACCCAGAUUAAGAGAAGUUGUUACUAACACAAAGGUCAACACGGUCUAUACCGAGGAGGGAUAUGAGGAUUCGGCAUACGAUCACGGGGGACACAUUAGAGACGCCGAUUUCCACGAGGGAUUUGCUCGCAAGCUUCACAACCAAAAGAAGAAUGGAUAUGACAAGAAAAAAAGAGGAAAGAGUAGAAAUUUGAUACCCGAUGAAUUUGAAGAACACGAGGAAGAUUAUCGAGAUCAUUUGCAGGAAAAUAGGAAGUUUGAGGAAACGGAUGAAGAAGAUAAUUUGGUAGGAUACGACAGGAAUAGCUGGGAGGAGUCCGAGAUAGAUCCUAAAUUCGUUGCUGAGUUUAAUAUUCAUAAACUCGAAGAAGAUAUAGAGAAAAAUGCUGAAGAAACCGAGAAAAGUUCGGAAAUGUAUCAAAAUGCGCAAGAAUCAAAAAUUCGCAAUGACAUCAAGUUUGAUAGCUCGGAAUUGGAAAAAUCUCAUGUUAAGAAUAAUUUGAAACACGAGAAUAAGCCCAUUAACAUAAAAAGAAAUCCAAAUUACAAAAUAGGAAAAACAAUACUGCAAGUAAAAAAGCGAAGCAUCCGCGUAAAUUGGAACAAAAGAAAGUCCAUCCUGAGACAACAAUGUUUCCAUCCGAAAGAGCAAAUUUGCCUGAUGAUGAAACGCCAUUAAGUCAUCAUGGAUUUGUAGCAAAUUUCCCGGACUCGCCGAUAUAUUCAAUUGAUCAGACGACUCUACGUUACGUCGCU
This is a messenger RNA of Pogonomyrmex barbatus (red harvester ant), 1871 nucleotides long. RefSeq lists its product as uncharacterized. Lineage: Eukaryota; Metazoa; Arthropoda; Insecta; Hymenoptera; Formicidae. The record is from RefSeq and is a predicted model, not a curated record.